Mycena indigotica is the source of this 1857-nucleotide messenger RNA. RefSeq names its product Phosphatases II. Bases 1 to 1857 code for a protein of 618 amino acids. Gene Ontology annotation, cellular component: nucleus; cytosol; cell projection. The record is from RefSeq and is a predicted model, not a curated record. NCBI's taxonomy places the organism in Eukaryota, Fungi, Basidiomycota, Agaricomycetes, Agaricales, Mycenaceae. The transcript is spliced from 5 exons. Gene Ontology annotation, molecular function: phosphatidylinositol-3,4,5-trisphosphate 3-phosphatase activity; protein tyrosine phosphatase activity. Gene Ontology annotation, biological process: phosphatidylinositol 3-kinase/protein kinase B signal transduction; negative regulation of cell population proliferation; phosphatidylinositol dephosphorylation.
AUGUAUCUGUAUAUACGCCACUACAACCCACCCUUGAAUAUUACCCCAGGAAACCAACCAUAUUGGGUGUGUUAUGUCACACUUGAGAACGAUGACAUCGACAACCACAACUUGCUCCAAGUCCCUUCACCAACCAUGGUCGAUUGGAUACGCCGCAUCGUCUCGGGAAAUAAGGCUCGGUACAAAGACCCCAACCUCAACCUCGAACUCGACCUAGUUUACCUCACACCACGCAUAAUCAUUAUGGGUUACCCCGCUGAAGGCUUUGAAAGCUUUUACCGCAACAAUCGCGACGAUGCGAGGCGCUUCCUGGAGCACCGGCAUGGCAAGAACUUCUGGGUUUUCAACUUUUGUCCCAUACGCGAGAAUUCAUACGAAAAGGAGUUCUUCGAUGGUCGUGUUAGUCGCUAUCCAUUUCCAGACCAUCACGCGCCUCCAUUGGCCAUCAUGCCCCUUGUUGCCCGAGAAAUUUCAGAGUGGCUGGAUGGUGCUCCAGAGAGAGUUGUCGUCCUGCAUUGUAAAGCUGGAAAGGGGAGGUCCGGCACGAUGGCCUGCACAUAUCUACUCUCGACCGAAAGACCCCCGAGUCCCAAGCACGAAACAGAAGCAUCCGAAUGGGCAAAAGUCCGUGCUAACGACGUCAUGAAGAGUGUUGAGCAUUUAGAAGAUGCCUCACUUCCCCCGACCCCAGCCGCAGUCGAGAGUCAGGACCCUAUAUCCACGACGAAUUUGACCGAUGCAUUGACUGCUGUGCUGGAUCUUCAUACCUCCCGACGCAUGAAACCUGCCGGUGCCAAUGAGAAGGCAAAACAAGGCGUCAGCAUUCCCAGCCAACGACGCUGGUUACACUACUGGGCCCUCCUUCUUGCCCAUGCCGCUCCAUCCCACCUCUGGGCUAAUCCUCCGAUCCAAACACAACCCAAAGUACGUUUAACAAGAAUUACGGUCAGAAUGCGGGAAGCUGGCGCGCUGCGAAUCAAUCUCGUUCGCGCUGCAUCAGCGCUCUUAGAUCGCACUGGUCGAGGAAAGACCGGCUCGGCGCAAGCAGGCGGACGACUCAUGUGGGUGUCACUCGCCCGAUACGACGACUCUUUUGUAGAAUUAUUAGAACGAUGGGAGCAACACACAAGGGAACCUGGCGGUCAUAUGGGAAGGCCCAAUAAGCAUUCGCAGGCCAAAGUAGACGGAGAGGCGUUGGCAGAGGUAUUCGACGAGCGGGGGAGGUGGGAUAAAGAGAAGAUGGUGCGAAGUUUCGCUAGGAUGGGAGUCCUUGAAGAUGAAGACGUAGAGAAGAUUGCGACUGAGGAAGGCAAGAUGUGGUCGUACACAUUACUACCUUUGUCAGAAAGCGGUUGGGUCAACGUUCGGCAGGCAGUGCAGGAGAAUACGCAGCCCAAAACUGGCGAUCUUGAAGUUGAUGUCCCUGCGUCGGAGGUCAACUCGAUCCACGAUGCUACUGAAAGCAUCAGCGGUCCCGGCAUCGUUCUUGAUGCAGGAAGGGAGGUUCGAAUCAAAAUCUACAUGGGUCAAAUCUUCAUCGGUUGGGCGUGGUUUGUACCAACCUUCCACAUGAAUCAACCCCAUCCUUCAUCAUCAACCGACAUAAACGCACCGUCCCCAACCAAGUUCACACUCAAGCGCAAGCAAAUGGACUUCCCGAUUGGUCUGGGAAGCUCAUUGGUUGACGUUGAGAUUGAAAUGGAGUGGGUCCAGGCCGCAGACAGUGCAAGCGUACAGCCACCGCAAACAUUGGCUUCACCAGAACCCGAGGGUAUCGGCCUCGGCAUGAAACUUGAGGCAGUAGCGAGAGGCGGUAUGGGUGACGCAGCAGAGGCAAAACAGGCUGCUCAAGAUUAA